This is a messenger RNA of Olea europaea var. sylvestris, 948 nucleotides long. RefSeq names its product LRR receptor-like serine/threonine-protein kinase EFR. The transcript has 4 exons. Gene Ontology annotation, molecular function: protein binding. The record is from RefSeq and is a predicted model, not a curated record. Lineage: Eukaryota; Viridiplantae; Streptophyta; Magnoliopsida; Lamiales; Oleaceae. Bases 1 to 948 code for a protein of 315 amino acids.
AUGGUCUAUUUGUUUAUCAACAUUGUUACAUCUCUAAAUAGCUCCACUGAUGAGUAUGCUCUUCUAGCUUUCAAAUCUCAAAUAACUUCCGAUCCAAAUAAAAUCUUGGAAAAAAAUUGGUCACAAGGAACCUCGUUCUGCAAUUGGAUUGGCAUUACUUGUGGCAGGAGACAUCAAAGAGUCAGGGGCUUGAAUCUAGCAGAUAUGGGUGUAGGAGGUACUAUUACUAAAGAAAUUGGAGAACUCUCUUUUUUGAGAUCCUUAAUUAUUAGCAAUAAUAAUUUUCAUGGGUUUAUCCCUAAUGAAAUUGGUAAGCUCAGACAGCUUCAAGAAAUAGAGAUGCAAUACAAUGUGCUAACUGGUUCCAUUCCACCAACUUUUGAAUUUCUUGAAAGUCUAUUGAAGUUAAAUAUCUCCCAUAAUGGACUCACCGGAAAUAUUCCUAGCAGGAUUUUCAACCUCACUUCUCUGAUUGAAAUUAGUUUUUGGAACAAUAGUCUCUUAGGAAGUCUACCUAUGGAUAUUUGCUUCAAUCUUCCAAAGCUAGAGAGGCUAAGGAUUUCAAUGAAUCAAUUGGGUGGUAACAUUCCUCCAAGCUUGGGAGCUUGUAUGAGUCUUAAACUACUUUCUCUGUCGUACAAUAAUUUUGUCGGAAGCAUUCCAACGGAAAUCGGGAAGUUGUCAAAGCUUCAAAAACUCUAUCUCAGACGAAAUAAUUUGACAGAAAAAAUUCCAAAUGAAAUUGGAAACUUAUUAGCACUUAUAUAUCUAGAUUUGGGGGACAACGGUUUCAAUGGGAAUAUUCCAAAGGAAAUUGGAUACCUAUCAGCAAUUGAAUAUCUGGAUUUGGAGUCUAACUCUUUGACUGGACAUAUUCCAAAUGAAAUUAGAAACCUAUCAGCACUUGUGUAUCUAGAUUUGGGGGACAAUGGCUUCAAUGAUAAGUAA